ACUUAAUAACCAAUUUAUUGCAAACUUUGAAAAGUGUAAAGCCAAUGCUAGAACCACUUUUAGUUUGGGUUUGACAGAAAAGAGCACCGAAGACUUUGAAGAGUGUGAAAACAACACUAGAACCAUUUUUAGUUUGGGUUUGGGUUCAAGUUUGGAAGUAAGUGAAGAUAUUUGUGAAUCUUUAAGUUUAGAAUUAGGAAUAGUAAAAGAUAAUAGUUGUAUAGGUUUGAAAGUAAGUGAAGUUAAUACUAGAUCUACUUUUAGUCUGAAAUUAGAAUUGGAAGGUGGUAUGGAUUUGGAAUCUAAUAAUAAAUUAUAUGUAGGGUUGACAAAAGAUAAAAGUGGUUUAGGUUUGGAAGUAAGAGAAAAUAGUAAAGGUUUAGUAAAAAGUAAUGGUAGUGUAAAUUCAAAUUUAGAACUAGCAGAAAGUAGAUCUAGUAUGGCAUCAGAUUUUGGGUCAGGUUCUGUACAUUCAUUAAGUUUUGAAAAAG
Molecule: messenger RNA, 491 nt
Organism: Racocetra persica
Lineage: Eukaryota; Fungi; Glomeromycota; Glomeromycetes; Diversisporales; Gigasporaceae
Source: the annotation of a GenBank genome assembly